This is a messenger RNA of Mycena citricolor, 4135 nucleotides long. The record is from the annotation of a GenBank genome assembly. Lineage: Eukaryota; Fungi; Basidiomycota; Agaricomycetes; Agaricales; Mycenaceae.
CUGGUUUCCAAAACGAAUUAUCUACUUUUAGUCUGCUUAAUUGAACAGAUUAUGUCCCUCAGAGCCUCUGGGCUCUUUGUCUCUCUACGGAAAGUCAAUGAAGCUGGAAACUAUAGGGAUGAGAUCCGAGAUAUUUGCGAUGUUUCAAUGGAUACUCGACUCAGCAGCCGGAAAUUUCAGUUUCUGUUUGGCCAGGGCAAUCCGACCAGAUGUGAAGUCAAGAACGCUCUCUGGAGACGAACGCCAACCCGACUCUGAUUCCUACGCGCUCACGUGAUUUGGAUGUUAGAUUAACUCUUCUGCCAGGGUUCCGCAUAGCUAGCGACGACGGAUACAUCCGCCCCUGAAUAAAUAAUAGAAUGAGAUGUUGGUGCAUUCCAUGUGCAGCAAACGACGCACCCCGUUCUCGUAUACAUCUCAGAAGCCCCUCGACAUGCUCUCGAUGAGCGGGAUGUGCGUUGCGCAGGAUCAGCUGCCGCACGGCACUCCACCCGAAACUCAGAUUGGCGUGCACACAGGCCGUGACAACCGGAACGGUAUCGCCGGCAUCGACUUCGAUCGUUGACCAGUUGGCUGGGAUGCGGAAGGAUGCAGCACCGGCAAGGUUGUAGUCCAGGUACUUUGAGAACGAGAGCGCCUGGAAUCGGACAGAGUGGAGGAGGGGGAACAUGCUUGCCAGACUCAAAGGGAUCGCCGCGUCGUGGAAGGAGCAAGAGUCGAUAUGAAUCUGGCGGAUGCCUGACAGCGUCGACAGGCUCCGGGCCAACUGUGCCUGGGACGCAGGUGGAAGACGGGUCCAGUCGAAGUUACGGAGAUGGAGAGACUGUGCGCCUGAUAGAAGAGCGAAGAGGGGACUGUUCACGAAGGCCAGAAGUGCGUGGGAUGAACACGGUAAAUCGAGCGCAUCAGAAUCCGACUCCUCCGGCGACGCGUCGAUGCAGAGGGCGAAUACAGACGUUGCCAGUGUGCACUGCGGCGAGAUCAACAGCUUUUGGAAUGCGACGAUGUUCCGCGGAGAGAGCACGAGGCUGGAAAACAUGAUGUGGCGGCUGCGGGGGUUCCAUCCCGGACAGACGAGUCCGCAAGCUCCGAGCGUUCGCGUGUCCGCUGCAGGGGUAAGGGAGUCGAGCACCUGCUCGACGAUUUCGACUGGGAGAUGCGCAGGCAUGGAAGGUGGACGGAUAGGUGGAUGAGACACUGGCCAGCGCGCGCAUAUAUACAUACCAGCUUCAUUCAUACUCGCGUCCGAUGCGGUCAUAUGAUCCACAUAGCACGUAAACUCGGGGCGCUGGAGCGCCAGGUGACCUCAGGACAUUACUUCGAGUCCACUUCGAGCCUUCACCCGGUCGAGGCUGUCGCUUGGCUCGCCCCAGUGCACGUUCGUCCUGGCUGUUAAUAACCAGCACUCACGCCAAGCAAAUGUGCUCCAUUCGUUCAGAACGGAUAUGUUCCGCCGCUGCAUCGCCUGUGUCUGGACAUGUGCAGCUAGCGCGUAUUCCUGUAGAGUCAUCCGCGUUGCACGCCCAAUGCCCUGUCAGCCUUACUUCGGUCACCGACGGCGACACGGAAGGAGAGAAGUGGGAGACAUCACGUGUGCAGCUUCCUGAGUCACGUGUCGCGUAUAUUGUCUCAGUCGAAGUUGCUGUUGAGCUUCUGAGUGUCUGGAGGCCACAUGCAUACUGCACACCGUCGAUUCGCCAUUCACCAGUCUCAUUACGUGCAAUUCGAAUCUGGCCCUCGGGGACUCCCUGAUUGAAUACAUCCCAACGAGCUUGAUUUGGCUUUUAUUUCGGCAUUCGUGCCGUUGGCGACGUUUCCAGACCGCAACCGCGACGCACGCUAGCAUUCGAUGCCCCCUUCCUUCAGCUUCGCACUGGAUUCUUAAGUGACAGCACUCGCCGUCGAGCCAGGACCUUAAAUAAAGUGGCCGGCCGGGGCCGGAGCUUCCCGGGGCACCCUCGCAGCGCAGCCUCCAUCCAGUCUUUCCUUCGCUUCGCUUCGCCCCGCAAGAGGAUCGCUGUCGAUUCGUUCGCCCUCUCUUUCCUCGCACCUUCUCGCGAAGCGUAGAUACCUCGAGCGAAUCCCCGCAGCACACUAUGCAAAUCCGUCCUCGGCUCAAGUCUAUCUUGAAAGACGUCCUCCGCGUUCGGCUGUUUGGCGCCUGCUCCCAUGAACGAGCGCCAGGAGGGGCCCGGAGACAAGAGCCUUCUGGAAUGACCCAAUCUCAGGUUACUACCAGAAAACAUUCAUUUCAGAGGCCGGACUCGCCCGAAAGGAGACGCAGCUCGAUGUGCUCCGGUGGAAGUCGAACGCCGCUGGUUGAGCGCCCGACACGACACCGUAGGGCAUCCUCUGUGUCGUUCGUUUCAAUUCCUCGUUGCUCACAGGGCUGAAGUCUUGGAAGUGGGUUUCAUGGAGAUAGAGGGUGUAUAGAAGUCAUAGAUGGAAACUGUUGCUCGGUUGGUGAACGAACCAAAACGAGCACUGUAGGACUCGAACCUACAACCUUUUGGUAACACGUAGAGCAUCGAAGCCAAACACGCUAGCCAUUGCGCCAAGCACCCGUGGGAGAAGAUUGACAGCGAAAACCUAGAUAAUGAUGAAGGAGCCUGAGAGAGACAAUGAAACCGUGGCUGUGUUUACUUCCAAUCUCUGUCGCUCACGUCGCUAGCGUACCGUACUUAUCCUCUAUGGCCGCUCCUCUCACUAUCACACCCGUCAAUGUUCUUCCAAGCGCAAAAGAGCUUCUCGAAAUCAAGAAGGGCUCCGGCACACCGUCUCUCAAGCCGACGGAUCCGUUCAGCGUCCUCGAGAUGGUACUAGAGGUUGAAGUCGAGCGCAAGCGUGCCACCGAGGCCCUGUCCGCGCGCGACGCCGCCAUCCAGCGUCUCUCUGAAGCCUACGUUUCACUGCGCCAAAAGAUGUGCAUCAUCGACCGCCUGCAGCAACAGUCAUGUCAGGGCAAGGCCGCGCCGAACGAACAAGUCCUCGCGCUAGAAUCUACCAUCAAGAGUCUCCGGGAAGAGCUCGCUGCUGCUGUUAGUAAGGUGAGCGCUGCGACGGAGAUCGCGCAGACCACUGCAACGCAAGAGAACGGGAUUGACCACACUGCGCCUGGUGGCGUGCCCCUCUACCGCCCGUUCUCAGCUCUCGAUAUCAAGACGUCGGACACCCCCAUCUCUCAGCAUAUACUCUACUCUCCGGAUCAAUUGAACGAACCUGAAGACCUUAUCAAAGCUAGACACGACUUUCUGAUGACGAUGCCUCUGCCCGCUGAGCCUCCUGACGACACACUCAAGCCCAUCCUGCUCCCGCCUCCGUUCACGCUGCAUGAGUUUCUCGCAAACGCUACUGGACGUGCAAGUCCCCUUUUCCGUGUUCCGACUGGACCGUCCGCCCGUGCUCACGAAGCCCCCAGACUCAAUAACUACCGCGUGUUCCAAGAACCGACGACUUCCUGGUGCCCAGAGCGGGAGGAGCACGGGUAUAUGCUCAUGCCGCUCUUCAAGUGCACGACCAACCCGCGCGUUACCACCGCCCACCGCUGGAAUGUAAUCGACGUCACGGGGCGCAUGAGCAAGCCGACCGAAUGCUUCUACAACAAGGACGGGAACUGGUACUACGCGGGCGUGUACAAGGGCUUCCGCAUGGCCGAUCUCACGCCGAAAGAGUGGGAUGCACUGUCCGCCGAGACGACCCAAGCGCUUGUCAAGGAGACCAUCGCCGGGCGCAAGAACACAUCCCCACAGAACAUCUACGAGACGUCGCAACUUUACUCGUGCGGCGCCCUGCGCGUCGCCUGUGUCGGCCUGCAGUGUGUCGGGUUCAACAAGCCUCUGUACCACGCCAUUCUCGACCAGGCUGCCAAGUGCGCGUUGGUAGCUGGCAAGUGGAAGAGUGCGGCGACGGCGGGGAUGGUUUCCGGUGCCGCCGCAGGGGCGAGCUUGAAUGCUGGGUUGAGUGGACCGUGGCCUGCGCUCGGCGACGGAGCCAAGUGAAGAUUCUAGAUUGGAUUGCAUUAGACUGGAUAGGAUUGGAUUAGACUGGACGAAUGACUGGCACAAGCUAUCACGUCACAUACAGAAUACAAGGAUGCACUAGUCGCUCAUCGUCACCUCUCACUAUGGCUGUCACU